Molecule: messenger RNA, 1266 nt
Organism: Cryptotermes secundus
Lineage: Eukaryota; Metazoa; Arthropoda; Insecta; Blattodea; Kalotermitidae
Exons: 3
Coding region: 15-512 (165 amino acids)
Biological process (GO): defense response to bacterium
Cellular component (GO): extracellular region
Source: RefSeq, a predicted model, not a curated record
AUUACCGCUCGCUCAUGCAAACAAAUGCAUCGUGUGACGAGUGGAGCAGAGCUUUAUAUAACGUCCGCGCGGGUGCAGACAAGUCAGACCACUUGUGGCACACAUCAGCAGCAUCUGGUAGACACUGGUCAUCUUUCUGCAGAAGCCCGACGGAACGUGACAACAUGAAUCUCCCAGCCAGCGUCGCCGUUUUCACCUGCCUCGUCUGCUGCCUCGCCCUCUCUCCGCCAGCCCAAGGGCUGCCAACCGAACACGGCGAACGUGUGCGCCGUUCAUUGUUGCCGAACCCGCCUGCGCCCUCCCCUCAAGGCAAGGGGAAUGUUGAUGUGAACAUUCACAGGGAACGGGGCGUGGGCACAGUGGUCAGUGGGAAGGCAGAGGGCAACAUCUACCGCAGUCCAGACGGCAACACCCGGGUUGACGCUCACGGUCACUGGUCCCGUGUGUACGACGGUCCGGCGCGCGGACAGCGGGAACACGGCGCGGGCGUCCGUUUCUCACACAGCUGGUAAAGCAGCGACGCAGUGCGUCUUUCUAGUCUCACAAAUUCACACGUCUGAAGAUACCCAACGCUGCCGUAAAGUUGAUAACACUUGUGCUUGUUAUACGUGAAGUUCCUUGGUUCAGAUCUCGUUCCUGAGAUGUGUUAUCCUGACUAAGAAUUUUGGUGGAUUUACUCAGUCGCUCCAGGCAAACUCCCGAACAAUAUCCCAAAUUGGUCACGACAGCUUCGUUUCAAAUCCCUUCCAAUUCAUUAUUUUGUAAUCGUCUUACCGUUCAACGCUGUGUAGUGUGAAACACGGACCUGGCUCGAAGUGACGGUCGGCUGGAAAGCUGGCAACACAACCACCACAGAUAUGUGAUAUCGUGUCAGCUGGCCACAGGAGGUUCCCUGUUGGCUGAAACUCUGUUUCCUUUGUGUCUGCUGACUGACAGCGUGUGUACAUUGUUCACUGUACGAUUUGGGCGGCUUCUGAAGUUAACGUAGAUAACACAGUAGUUGGGUGUUCACGGAAAAUGAAUCUGCUAAAAUUUUCUCGGGUAUAACGAGACCCCGAUGUUGGGGAAAUAGUAAUUCUUCGAAACGUAUGGCUAUUAACCUGAGAAGAUUUUAGUAAAUAUGUGAUAUUCAUUUUUAAAAACGCUGUAUUUUCCGUAUACUGUAAUAAUUUCAUAUUAUUUUAACAAAAAUGUCCACCAAACUGUAUAAGAAUAUUACUGUCAAAUAACAUCAUGAAAGGAAUAAAAAAAACGUUACUUUGUUAA